Scophthalmus maximus (turbot) is the source of this 2940-nucleotide messenger RNA. RefSeq names its product kelch-like protein 33. The transcript has 4 exons. Bases 98 to 2554 code for a protein of 818 amino acids. NCBI's taxonomy places the organism in Eukaryota, Metazoa, Chordata, Actinopteri, Pleuronectiformes, Scophthalmidae. Gene Ontology annotation, molecular function: protein binding. The record is from RefSeq and is a predicted model, not a curated record.
UCUAUGAGAAAGUGAAAAGUUGAGGCUGAGAGAAAGAUUUGAGAAGGCAAAAAUUCAAGAACGCUGCAAGUGGAAGAUCAAAGAAAAAGUUGGUGACAUGGAGUUGACCAGACGUUACCUGCCGAUGGAAUGGGAAGAGCGAUGGAGGAGAGAAAAGGAGAGGAGAAAGAGAGUGAUUGAAGAAGGUGGAGAAGGGAUAGAGCAGGACAACCGUGAGCUGAGGAGGAUUGUGGCUUACAAUGACUCCAGGAUGGGCCUACGGGAUAAGACAGAGGGGUCAGAGGUCACAAUGAGUAGUACGAGUCAGCAGGGAAUCAGAGAGCAAACAAGUGAGGAGGCGUUUGGGGAUGAAGGACUUAGUGAUUAUGUCUAUAGGUACCACAGUGAAACCUCUUCCAAAGAGAUGUUCAGGGCCCUGAAGGAACUCUGGGGUUCGUCCCUUCUCACAGACCUGACGCUGACCACUGAUAGUGGGAGCUGCUUCCAUGUGCACUCCCCGAUCCUGGCUGCCGUCAGCUCCCUCAUCCGGCAGAGAUUGAAGGAAAAACAUGGGGAGCAAUCAGAUGGUGAGGAAGAUGUAGGAGUCCAUAGGUGGUCUGUGUCUCUGGGUUCGGAAGUUGAUCAUGUUGGGCUGAAGGCAGUUGUAGAGUUUGCCUACACUGGGGUUGUGUGUUCUUUGAACAAAGACACAAUGGCUCACAUCAAGGCUGCAGCUGAACUACUGGGGGCCGCUCGAGUGCUGGAUUUCUGCAGCAAGGAAGAUGGGAUGAGGGACGAUGGAAGUACCAAGAAGGAAGAGCGAAAGAUCUCCCCUCUAGAACAGAUGAAGAUCACUCUUCAGUCUGUUGAACUCCUGUGGGCCGACAGAGUUGGAUGUGAUGUGAUUUUAGAUGUGGACGGGACGUUGUUCAAUGUUCACAGAGUUAUCCUCGCAGCAAGCAGUGACUACUUCCGUGGCAUGUUCACCUGCGGCAUGAGGGAAUCCCAUCAGACCUGCAUCGCUCUUCCCUUCCUGUUAGCAUCUGAAUUAGAGGCCCUUAUUGGCUUCUCCUACAGCGGGACUCUUUCACUCAGCUGGAACUGCGUCUUCGAGAUCACCUGCACAGCCCUGCAGCUUCAGUUCCAGCCCACCUCAUUGCUUUGCUUAGAUUUCAUGCGACAGAAAAUGGAGGCAAGAACGUGCCUGGACAUUGUGUCUUUUGCUGAGGCCUAUGGGAUGUCCGAGCUCCUAGAAGAAGCCAAUGAUUUUGUACUCAGGAACUUCUUGGAGGUGUCAUCCACUGCAAAGUUUCAGGACCUAGCAGUAGACAAGCUUCUGGACUUCCUCCACUGUGAUGGUCUUUGCGUGCCCUCAGAGUUGGCUGUAUUUCGAGCUGUGAUCUCAUGGAUUGAGGCUGAUCCUGCGGAGAGAUUGGGUCAAGCGGGCCUACUGAUGUCCGCAGUGCGCUUUCCUCUCAUGACGUUUCGAGAGUUCAGGGAGGUCAGAGCCAUUAACCUGCGCAUGGAAUGCUUUGGAAACAAAGAAGUCGAACUCUAUGGUUCAGCACUCAAGGAAUUUGGUUUCAGCAUUCCAAAUCCCCAAGAUCAGUGGCGGGUCAGGCGACCCAAGGAUGCUCUGGUUCUGGUCGGAGGGGACCAACUGAACCCAGAUAUGGGUCACCGCGUACCAGGAAGGGAACUGUGGUUUACAAACUCCCUGCGCAGUGGCACAGGGUUGGUGAAGGAGAUCGAAUGGAGAAGGCUUGGGGAGAUGCCAGACAAUCCCAAAUUCAGGCAUGGAAUUACAGCAAUGGACGGGAGUCUGUAUGUGUUUGGAGGAUGUUACUUCUAUGCAAAGGAUAACAUAAUGAAAUCUGCCUACAGUUAUGAUCCCGUGCAGGAAAGCUGGAAGAGGUUGGCCGACAUGCAGGAGUUUAGAAGUAACUUCUCAGUGGUGGCACACGAGCGGCACAUUUAUGCCAUCGGUGGAGAUAAGGAGAUCAACACCAACGUCGAUACUGUUGAGAUGUACAACCCAGACACGGACUCCUGGAGCUUUGUCCAGCCCCUGGACCAGACUUUGAGUGGAUUCGCUGCCACUGUUUUAGACAGGGGAAUCUUCAUUUCUGGAGGUUUCAACUGUACGUAUAAGUGUCUGGUCUCCAUGUUCCUAUACCACCCAGAGAGAGGAACCACCUACUUGGCAGACAUGACCCACGACCGGGCCCAGCACUGCAUGGAGGCCCUGCGAGGGCGUCUUUAUGUCACCGGUGGAGUGUGUAACCUGAGGAAAUUCUACACUGAUCAACAAGCCUGCGAGGUGUACGAUCCUGUGGCCGAUUCCUGGACUGCUUUUGCAUCCCUGCCUGUGCCCCAUGUGGGUGCAGCCUCAGCCGUCCUGGAGGAGAAGAUCUAUUUACUGGGUGGAUACUGCCAGGACGACUACAGUGAGUCUGGGCUGGUCCAUCGGUUUGAUCCCAGCACUCAGCGGUGGGACAACAUGGGCAAACUUCCCGGGGCGAUUACUGACAUUCGGGCAUGUCUGCUUCGCCUGCCUCAGCACUUGAGACACUAACUUUUUGGACAAUGAGUUUGAAGCUUCUAUAUCAAAUAUAUAGCAGUACCAAAGACAAAAAUUUGGUAAAAUAUGAAAAUAAUAUAAAUUGAUCAAAUAAGUUGACUUUUUUGUGUCGUCUACCUGCAAAUACUUUUUCUGCUGUCAGAAUAGUUUAAAUCAGGGAAUUAAAAGUCCAGAAUGAUCUUUUGCUGUACGGUACAUGUCUGAUAACCUUAUGUUAAAAUUAAAUUAAAUUUCUUUCAGUGUUGCUGGAUGUUUUCAAUGGUUCUGUGCUUUGAGAACAGAGUUGGUGUCUCUGGUCUCUCCUUUGGGUUUCACCUCUGUAUGAGUCUUGAAGAUAAAACUCCAAACAUGAAAAGAAAUAAAAACAUCUUGGUAGCUAA